AUGCUGCUUCCACUCCCGGGCUUCAUGUUGUUGUGUCUGUGCAGCGAGGCCGUCUCCGCUCAGCUCCACUGGCACCAAACAAAGACGACUUUCAGCCCUCAUUAUGAAUCCACCGCCGCGGACAGGAAUGCGCAGAGCCGGAGAUGGCGCACAGUCAGCGGGGAGGACAAUGGGGGGGUGCACUACGGGGCGCGUAGGCAGGCCUCGUGGAUGGAUACUGUAAAGCCAUCGCAGUCUGAGCAGCUGGGGACGCAGAUUCCCCGGCGCGCUGUGCGUAAAAGUGGCACCAAUGGAAACAAAGUGGGUGAGUCAGGGGACAGAGGACACACACCGGGAGAAGAGUAUACACACAAGAGAGGAAACACACCGGGAGAAGAGUAUACCCAAACCCCGCGUGGACAUGUCUCCAUCCCCGCGAGGACGGGACACAAACGGCGGCAGAGACGGAGCAAGGACGCAGGUGCGCCUCUGCCCGUGGCCAUGGCGCAGGAGCAACCCGGACCCGCUUUCGGGCUCAACAGCAGUGACUUUGAGGAGGAGGACUACACGGUGCCGGAUUUCCCCGAUGGCACGCCCUUCCCGCCGGUGAACACGCGCCCCAGACGGAAGCAGGUGAGGAACCCUUUCUACCCGGUCACCUCGCGCUCCUACGGCGCGUACGCGGUGGUGAUGACCGCCGCGGUGAUCUUCAGCGUGGGCAUCAUCGGGAACGUGUCGGUCAUGUGCAUCGUGUGUCAUAACUACUACAUGAGGAGCAUCUCCAACUCGCUGCUGGCCAACCUCGCGCUCUGGGAUUUCGUCAUCGUCUUCUUCUGCAUGCCGCUCGUGGUGUUUCACGAGCUCACCAAGAACUGGCUGCUGGGAGAGUUCUCGUGCAGGAUCAUCCCGUACCUGGAGGUGGCGUCUCUCGGGGUCACCACUUUCACGCUGUGCGCUCUGUGCAUCGACCGUUUCCGCGCCGCCACCAACGUUCAGAUGUACUACGAGAUGAUCGAGAACUGGGCGUCCACCUCAGCCAAGCUGGCCGUGAUCUGGGUGGGCGCUCUGCUGCUGGCGCUGCCCGAGCUGCUGAUCCGACAGCUGGUCACCGAGGACGGCGACCCGCCCGACGUGACGCCCUGCGAGCGCUGCGUGAUCCGCAUCUCCACCGAUCUGCCGGACACGCUGUACGUCCUGGGGCUCACCUACGACGGCGCUCGCCUCUGGUGGUACUUCGGCUGCUACUUCUGCCUCCCGACGCUGUUCACCAUCUGUUGCUCGCUGGUCACCGCUCGCAAGAUCCGCCGCGCCGAGCGCACCUGCGUCCGCAGCAGCAAGAAGCAGAUCCAGCUGGAGAGCCAGAUGAACUGUGCCGUGGUGGCGUUGGCCAUCCUCUACGGCUUCUGCCUCAUCCCCGAGAACAUCUGCAACAUCAUCAACACUUACAUGGCGGCCGGCCUCCCUCAGAGAACCCUGGACAUCCUGCAGCUGGUCAGUCAGCUGCUGCUCUUCUGUAAGUCAGCGGUGACGCCGGUGCUGCUGUUCAGUCUGUGCCAACCCUUCACCAGAGCCUUCCUGGACUGCUGCUGCUGCUGCUGUGAUGAGUGCGGCCCGCCUCGCUCCUCCACCGCCGCCGCCGCCACCACCAGCGACGCCGACAUCGAGUGCACCACCACCGAGCUGGAGCUGUCGCCGUUCAGCACCAUCCGCAGGGAGCCGUCCACCUCCACCACCUACGCCACCGUGGGGACACACUGCUGA
This is a messenger RNA of Scomber scombrus (Atlantic mackerel), 1740 nucleotides long. RefSeq names its product G protein-coupled receptor 37a (gene gpr37a). Lineage: Eukaryota; Metazoa; Chordata; Actinopteri; Scombriformes; Scombridae. Bases 1 to 1740 code for a protein of 579 amino acids. The transcript has 2 exons. Gene Ontology annotation, molecular function: G protein-coupled peptide receptor activity; prosaposin receptor activity. Gene Ontology annotation, cellular component: signaling receptor complex; plasma membrane. Gene Ontology annotation, biological process: adenylate cyclase-inhibiting G protein-coupled receptor signaling pathway; positive regulation of MAPK cascade. The record is from RefSeq and is a predicted model, not a curated record.